AACAAAUGUUGCUUGCAAAUGUUCGUGACUUCGUGUGGUCCCUAGUGAGGGCUGGAGCGAAACCGCCCGCUGUCUCGCGUCCGUCAGACAGCACGCACAGACGCAGGCGGGCGACGCACGGCAGUGUUGCCAAUGGACUCGCGCUGCCCCCAUCUGCUACUGCUCCUCCCUCUCCUCCUCUUGGCCGCCCUCCUGCCCCCGCCGUCGUCGGGGGUGCCGGAGGUCAUCUGGCUGCCGACGAGCGGGGGAGCGGGGCCCUUGUCCUGCGCGCCGCCGGACCCCGCCGUGUACGACCGCCCCGUCAUCGGCAUCGUCUCGCACCCAGGGGACGGUGCGGGCGGCAGGAUCAGCAACACCACCGCGACCUCCUACAUCGGCGCCUCCUACGUCAAGUUCGUCGAGGCCGCCGGCUCGCGCGUCAUCCCACUCGUCUACAACGAGCCCGAAGACCGCCUCCUCGAGAAAUUGAGUUUGUUGAAUGGAGUGCUGUUCACUGGUGGGUCAGAGAAGGAAGGUGUAUAUUUUGACACGAUAAAAAGAGUAUUUCAGUAUGUUUUGGACAAGAAUGAUGCAGGUGAACCAUUUCCUUUGUUUGCCCAAUGUCUUGGCUUUGAGCUUGUAAGCAUGAUUGUCAGCAAGGACAAUAAUAUCUUGGAGGCAUUUGACGCCCAGGAUCAAGCAUCAACUCUUCAGUUUCCCAGCUAUGCUUUGGAGGGUUCAGUUUUUCAAAGGUUUGACACUGACCUCAUCAAGAAAGUCAGCACCAACUGUCUUGUCAUGCAAAAUCACAGAUAUGGUAUAUCACCAAGGCGAUAUCGAGAGAACGAUGCACUAUCAAGUUUCUUCAAAAUCUUGACUACAUCACCUGAUGAAAACGGCAAGGUCUAUGUCUCAACUGUACAAGCCAAUAAUUAUCCAAUCACUUGCACGCAAUGGCAUCCUGAGAAAGCCAUUUUUGAGUGGAGGAAACCAAUGAUCCCACACAGCGAAGAUGCAGUACAGGUUACUCAACAUUUUGCCAAUCAUUUUAUCAGCCAAGCACGCAAGUCUCCAAACAGGCCUCCUGCCGACAAAGUGCUGGAUAACUUAAUUUACAACUACAGUCCGACAUUUACCGGGAAAAAAUCGAAAUCGUUUGAGGAGGUCUACAUCUUCUCCUGAGACUGGAUUGAACGCCUGAGUGUCUUCAGGAAUCUGUAGUUCUGCACUACAUUGCUAUUGUAGUGUAACCGUGCAUUAGUAUUACCCGUGGUACCAGAAGUUGUAUUUGUAUAGAUUCGUUGGACUGCCUGUAUUGCAGUAACCUUUCCACCGUAUGGGUGGCUCUAUAGAAUGCCUAUAAGCAGCGCAAUAAUAAUGAUAAUGUAAGACUGAAAAAAAAUACUUGUAUGGAGAUUUUCUGAAUUUAAAAGUUUCUCCAAA
Molecule: messenger RNA, 1422 nt
Organism: Zea mays
Lineage: Eukaryota; Viridiplantae; Streptophyta; Magnoliopsida; Poales; Poaceae
Exons: 10
Coding region: 133-1161 (342 amino acids)
Biological process (GO): tetrahydrofolylpolyglutamate metabolic process
Cellular component (GO): vacuole
Molecular function (GO): gamma-glutamyl-peptidase activity
Source: RefSeq, marked validated